This is a messenger RNA of Racocetra persica, 262 nucleotides long. Lineage: Eukaryota; Fungi; Glomeromycota; Glomeromycetes; Diversisporales; Gigasporaceae. The record is from the annotation of a GenBank genome assembly.
CUACAACAAAGGCAACACUAAUUCAACAAGGCACUGGCGACAAAACGAAUUGACAACACCAAAUUGCAAAACGAUGAAAACAAAAUCUAUGCAAAUAAUGACUUACAGCACAAAACAUAAUCAGGAUCUACCCACCGAAAUUUACAAUGCUGAAAUUGACGAUGCUGAAAUCAAUGGCACCAAAGACAACAGCACAAAACAAACAUGCUUACCAAAUCCAAACGACAUGUUAAAAGCUUUGAAUGAAAAAAACCAAUGUUAG